Messenger RNA from Closterium sp. Yama58-4, 1923 nucleotides. The record is from the annotation of a GenBank genome assembly. NCBI's taxonomy places the organism in Eukaryota, Viridiplantae, Streptophyta, Zygnematophyceae, Desmidiales, Closteriaceae.
AUGCCCUGCUUCCCCCCUCCAUCCGCCCUGCUUCCCCCCUCCCCAUGCCCUGCUUCCCCCAUCCCUGCUCUCUGCUUCCCCCCUCCCUUCUCCCUGCUUCCCCCCUCCCUCCUCCCUGCUUCCCCCCUCCCUCCCUCUGCUCUGCCCCCCUCCUUCCUCCUUGCUUUCCCCCCUCCCUCCGCUCUGCUUCCCCCUCCUUCCUCCCUGCAUUCCCCCUCCCUAUGCCCUGCUUCCCCCCUCCCUCCUCCCUGCUUCCCCCCUCCCUUCUCCUUGCUUCCCCCCUCCCUUCUCCCUGCUUCCCCCCUCCCUCCGCCCUGCUUUCCCCCCUCCCUCCUCCCUGCUUCCCCCCUCCCUAUGUCCUACUUCCCUCCAUCCCCUUCCCUACUCCACCCCAUCCCCUUCCCUGCUUCCCCCCAUCCCCUUCCCUAUUGCGCCCUCCAUCCCCUUCCCUGGUUCCCCCCAUCCCCUUCCCUGUUUCCCCCCAUCCCCUUCCCUGCUUCCCCCCAUCCCCUUCCCUGCUUCCCCCCAUCCCCUUCCCUGCUUUCCCCCACCCCCUUCCCUGCUUCCCCUUAUCCCCUUCCAUGCUUUCCCCCAUCCCCUUCCCUGCUUACCCCCAUCCCCUUUCCUGCUUCCCUCCAUCCCCUUCCCUGCUUCCCCCCAUCCCCUUCCCUGCUUCCCCCCAUCCCCUUCCCUGCUUCCCCCCAUCCCCUUCCCUGCUUCCCCCCCACCUCUUUCCUGCUUCCCCCCAUCCCCUUCCCUGCUUCCCCCCAUCCCCUUCCCUGCUUCCCCCCAUCCCCUUCCCUUCUUUCCCCCAUCCCCUUCCCUGAUUCCCCCCAUCCCCUUCCCUACUUCCCCUCAUCCCCUUCCCUAUUCCCCUUCAUCCCCUUCCCUGCUUCCCCCCAUCCCCUUUUCUGCUUCCUCCCAUCCCCUUCCCUGCUUCCCCCCAUCCCCUUCCCUGCUUCCCCCCAUCCCCUUCCCUGCUUCCCCCCAUCCCCUUCCCUGCUUCCCCCCAUCCCCUUCCCUGCUUCCCCCCAUCCCCUUCCCUGCUUCCCCCCAUCCCCUUCCCUUCUUUCCCACAUCCCCUUCCCUGCUUCCCCCCAUCCCCUUCCCUGCUUCCCCUCAACCCCUUCCCUACUCCCCCUCAUCCCCGUCCCUGCUUCCCCCCAUCCCCUUCCCUGCUUCCCCCCAUCCCCUUCCCUGCUUCCCCCCAUCCCCUUCCCUGCUUCCCCCCAUCCCCUUCCCUGCUUCCCCCCAUCCCCUUUCCUACUUCCACCCAUCCCCUUCCCUUCUUUUCGCCAUCCCCUUCCCUGCUUCCCCCCAUCCCCUUCCCUGCUUCCCCCCAUCCCCUUCCCUACUCCCCCUCAUCCCCUUCCCUGCUUCCCCCCAUCCCCUUCCCUGCUUCCCCCCAUCCCCUUCCCUGCGCUGCCCCAAUUUCCUUCCCUACUUCCCCCCAUCCCUUUCCCUACUGCCCUCCAUCCCCUUCCCUGCUUUCCCUCCAUCCCCUCCACUAUCUCCCCUCAUCCCCUUCCCUGCUUCCCCCCAUCCCCUUCCCUGCUUCCCCCCAUCCCCUUCCCUGAUUUCCCCCAUCCCCUUCCCUGCUUCCCCCCAUCCCCUUCCCUGCUUCCCCCCAUCCCCUUCCCUUCUUUCCCCCAUCCCCUUCCCUGCUUCCCCCCAUCCCCUUCCCUACUCCCCCUCAUCCCCUUCCCUAACCCCCCUCAUCCCCUUCCCUACUCCCCCCAUCCACUUCCCUGCUUCCCCCCAUCCCCUUCCCUGCUUCCCCCCAUCCCCUUCCCUGCGCUGCCCCAAUUUCCUUCCCUACUUCCCCCAAUCCCCUUCCCUACUUCCCUCCAUCCCCUUCCCUGCUUCCCCCCAUCCCCUUCCAUGAUCCCCCCCAUCCCCUUCCCACUUCCCUCCAUCCCCUAA